UAAAAAUUUGAAAAGAAAAUAUUUAUGCCAUUACCUCAAUAUCAAUCGUUUUAAUAGUUCACUUCAAAGUUAGACAAUCAAUUUUAAUAGAGAAAAAGAACCUGUUUCUAAGUCGCUGAAUUCGUGAUCAAUUUCGAUUUCUAUAAUGGACUCUAGAAAUUUGUAUUCUUUUAUUAUUUCCCUUUACUUGACACUUACUUUAGCAAACUCUCUCAGUCAUGCUCAUUUUAAUGUCGCGCCAAUAAAAUUAACAAAAACCGUAUCGCUCGAAAAUUUCAAAAAUUCCCAAAAACCACAAUUUUUGGACACAAUUGAUGAGGAGAUAAAUUUUUGGUCAAUUCCCCAACAAGAAGAAAAGCAUCAUUCUACAAAAGUGGAACGCUUCUCUAAACUCUACGAAGGAGAAUCCAAUUUAAUAGAAAAUCAAUCUUCUAUAAAUCCUAUAAAUUUUUCCACGUGGUUUGGAUUGCCCAAUAACUUGUCGAAAUAUGUUCCAAAAACAGGUAAAGCACUGGAUUCGAAAAUUUUUCAUCAAAAUUCAGAAAAAUUGUUGUCCGAGAAAUAUCCAGAGAUCGAAAAAGUUGUCAAUGUGAAAAAUUCAGCAGAAACCAAAAAUGAUAUUGACAUAAGUGAUCUUAUGAUUCUGGAUGAAUUGAGCGAAAAAUUAAAUGAUAAAUCUGUUUCACUUCAGUCACAAAAGGAAUUUUUUCCUAAACUCUUUUCUCCAAGUGGUGAUAUUUUCAAAAAUUCUUAUCUGAAAAAUGAAUUUGGAAAAAAAAAUUUAUUAAAUAAGGAAGAAGAGAAUUCAGUGGAGAGGGUUGAAAAUAAUAGUUAUAAACGAAAGGAGGUUGAUUUUGAUGAAAGUAAAAUUCAGAAAAAGCCUAAAGAUAUUUUCAGUCUUGAGAGUAAAAAUUCUGCUUUUUUGUUUAAGGAUCUAAAAAAUAUUCCAGGUGACAAUUUUUCUCAGGCCUUUGGAAAUCUUUACAAAUCUGAAAGUUCUGUUGAAGUUCCCAAAUUUUCGGUCUUUAAACAUUUAAAACAACCAAAACAUUCGGUUGCUGCAAUGACUUCAGUUUUCUUUUCACCGAGCAGGCAGAAUCACUUUAAGGAAAUGAGAUUGCAUGACGAUGACGCUGUCGAUUUUGAAAUGCCUAGAAAAAUAUUCAAGUCAGCAGGAAAACUUUUUUUCAAUAGAAAUUUUACGUCUGAUAAUAAAAAGGAAUCUGUAUUAAAUGAAUGGAAUCAAAAUGAAGAGAAGAAAGAUUUAAAAUCUAAAAAGGAAACUGAAAAAAGAAUUUUAAACGUUCCUGCAAAUUAUCCAGUUCUCUAUCAAUUUUUAGAAAAGUUUAGCGAUAAAAUUUUUGGAGCUGCAUUGAAAUAUGAACUAUUCAAUCAUUAUGAAAAUGAAAACUCAACAAAAUAUUAAAAUAAAUGUGUUCUUCACUAAAAUUUACAUCCUGCAAUUUUUCAAAAUAUUUAACAUUUUAACA
Molecule: messenger RNA, 1490 nt
Organism: Leptopilina heterotoma
Lineage: Eukaryota; Metazoa; Arthropoda; Insecta; Hymenoptera; Figitidae
Exons: 4
Coding region: 146-1426 (426 amino acids)
Source: RefSeq, a predicted model, not a curated record